This is a messenger RNA of Pomacea canaliculata, 2281 nucleotides long. Its product is annotated as cytochrome P450 3A5-like. Gene Ontology annotation, molecular function: oxidoreductase activity, acting on paired donors, with incorporation or reduction of molecular oxygen; steroid hydroxylase activity; heme binding. The coding region runs from base 228 to 1625 and encodes 465 amino acids. The transcript has 14 exons. The record is from RefSeq and is a predicted model, not a curated record. NCBI's taxonomy places the organism in Eukaryota, Metazoa, Mollusca, Gastropoda, Architaenioglossa, Ampullariidae.
AAAUAUUCCUUCAAGCAUUUCAUAGAAAUUUGUAAUUUUACAAAUAAUAAAGUGCCAGAACACUAAUCUUAUAGUGCUGUCAUCGUGUAUUUUGUUUUUGUAAGGAACAUAUAAAAACACCAUCCUAUGCUUCUGUUUUCCUAUUCCCUUUGUAUUACAGCUACAAGAAGCACUAUAUUCUGCCCACUGUACAUGAUACCAAGCUCCUGGAGCAGUCAAGAGCCUACAUGAUGGCGGAUACAGAAGCAGGAUGGUUCUCCCUGACUUCUUGUCUGGUUGUUGGUGUUGUAACACUUGCAGCAAUGUGGUUUUGGCGCUGUUGUCAAGUGCUAAUGACUUUUAAACGGAUGGGUGUCCCAGGUCCAGUGCCUAUUCCUGUUUUUGGAAACGUAUUGACCAUUUUCAGUAAGGGAAUUGUUAACAUCUUUCCAUUUUGGAACAAACAGUAUGGAAAACUAUAUGGUAUCUUCAUGCCCUCACCAGCUCUGGUAAUCAGCGACCUUGAUCUGAUCAAAGAUGUUGCAAUCAAACAGUUUCAGUCAUUCCCCAACAGACUGGUAAUAACGGCUUUCAAGUUCAAGCCAUGGAAUGCCAAUUUACUUUCAUUACGAGAUGACCACUGGAAGCAUGUGCGGGGAGUACUUUCUCCAACCUUCAGUUCUGGCAAACUCAAAAAGAUGGUACCUGCAAUAAAAAGAGUGGUAUCUAAUCUUGUUAACAAUAUAACAGAAAAAGCCAAGACAGGAGAAAUGAUUGAAUUAAAAGAAUUUUGUGGAUGUUUUGCCUUGGAUGUCAUUGCUGGUUCAGCAUUUGGACUUCAGGUAGAUUCAUUGAAAAACCCUAAAGAUCCAUUUGUUCAUCAUGCAUACAAUGUGCUGUUUGGGAGACAAUGGCUGAUGCCAAUCUUUGUGACUUCACCAUUUCUGUCAAAACUGCUACACAAGAUUGGUUUGACAUUUUCUCCAAAAGAGUCCUCAGACUUUUUCUUCAACGCCACUGAGAGCGCUCUGAAGGAAAGGCGCCAAGAGAAAGAGAAAUUCAGUGACUUUCUCCAGCUGCUUGUAGAAGCAGAGAAAGAACAAGAGGCACAACAAGAGGUUGAUACUGAGAUUGACCACAGAUCACAGCUACACACUUCUUCCCAGUGGACUCGUAAAGGUCUAACACGGGAGGAAAUUCACAGCAAUACCCUAAUCUUUCUUGCUGCUGGUUAUGACACAGUUUCCACGGCAAUGUCCUACACCUUGUUUUGCCUGGCAGCCAAUCCAGAAUGUCUUCACAAGGCACAACAGGAAGUUGAUGACAAGCUUGGGAAGAAACUUGCUGAUUACUCCACAGCAAAUGAACUGGUGUACCUUGACAUGUGCCUUAAUGAAGCACUUAGAAUGUUUACUCCAGCAUUCUUCACAGACAGAGAAUGCACUGAGGAUACUGAAGUAGGAGGUUACAAGGUGCCUAAAGGAAUGCGAGUUGUAUUUCCAUUUUAUGCCAUCCAUAAUGAUCCUGAGAUCUGGCCUAACCCCACCAAGUAUGACCCAGAAAGACACACACCUGAGCACGUGCAGCCCAGCAUCCAUGCAGCUUUUUGCCUUUUGGCAUUGGCCCCCGCAACUGCAUCGGCAUGAGACUGGCACAGCUGGAGAUUCGCAUAGCUCUGGCAGCUAUUCUACAGCAAGUCACACCAGUCCUAUGUGAGAAGUCAGUGUAUCCUCCCAGACGUUUUCUGUUUGGUCGCAUCACUAGCAGUGAUGGUCUGUGGGUGAAAUUCCUGCCCCGUAAAUGACACAGUCAUCAAAAGAGACAUGACAGGGGACCAGACCCCAGUAGAGUGACAUAAAUUGAGCCAAGAUGACCCAAGUAUAGUGACAAAAUAUGAAUAGUUGAUAUUUAUGUGAUUAAAGAGCUGGGUGAGUAAUGAGCUUUAGUAAUUUGUAAAUCAGUAUAGCUUGGUGUCAUCAGCCAAAGUGAAAGUUGAUUGUGCUGAAAACAUAACAUAUCAAAUAUUAAUUUUGGAAAAUUGCAGACUUCUAAAUGGCACCUAAAGCUUCUUUACAGUUUUAUUAUACCAGCUAUUUGAAUAUGUUGUAGCAUCAAUCAGGAUAAGAAUGAAGCUUGCUGUCAAUAAGAUAAUCUGAAAAACUUUUUAAAGACAUUUUUUACUUGUUUAUUGAUUGUAUAUGGAACUUUUUAGUAGUCAAAGUUUGUAAUACACUUUAUAUUCGCUUAUUGCUGAAAAGAGUUUUACCAGAGAUUUGACCGAAAUAAAAUAGUCUCACUUCCU